AAGACAGAAGAACAAGCACUUAGCUUGUGAAGUUGGAAUACAGUGCCCUUAAUAAUGGGGAACACAAGCAGCGAGCGGGCUGGACUGGAGCGUCAUGGGCAUAAGGCAUCCCGAGGUGACAAUGCAGGAGGAGCUAUCAGUACAAAAGAGGGUGAUAGACCAAAAAUUUUAAUGGACAGUCCUGAAGAUGCAGACUUGUUCCAUUCCGAGGAAAUGAAGGCUCCAUUGGAGAAAGAAGAAUUCCUAGCUUGGCAACAAGAUCUGGAAGUGAAUGAUAAAACUCCUACUCAAGCUCGACCAACAGUCUUUCGCUGGACUGGAGGAGGGAAAGAAGUUUAUUUAUCUGGGUCCUUCAACAACUGGAGUAAAAUUCCUCUGACAAGGAGUCACAAUAAUUUUGUGGCAAUCCUGGACCUGCCGGAAGGAGAGCACCAGUACAAGUUCUUCGUGGAUGGGCAGUGGACGCAUGACCCUUCAGAGCCAGUAGUAACCAGCCAGCUAGGUACUGUCAACAAUAUCAUUCAGGUGAAGAAAACUGACUUUGAAGUAUUUGAUGCUUUGAUGGUGGACUCCCAGAAAUGUUCAGACAUGUCUGAGCUGUCGAGUUCGCCCCCAGGACCGUACCACCAGGAGCCUUAUGUUUGUAAGGCAGAGGAGCGCUUUAAAUCACCACCUAUUCUUCCCCCCCACCUGCUGCAGGUCAUCCUGAAUAAGGACACCGGCAUUUCUUGCGAUCCUGCUCUACUGCCUGAACCCAACCAUGUCAUGUUGAACCACCUCUACGCACUUUCUAUCAAGGAUGGAGUGAUGGUGCUUAGCGCUACGCAUCGUUACAAGAAGAAAUAUGUGACUACUUUGCUGUACAAGCCAAUAUGAGCAUCAUAGUAGUUUGUGACCAAUUGUUCUGGGCCAGUGCAGUCUCAGAAAAAAAAUUAUUCUUAACCAAAUGUAUUCCUGCUCUGUGCUGUAGCAAAUGGACUCUGGUUUCAUAUUGUUUCUGAGACUUCCAAGUUCUCCUGUAUUUGCCCUGUUUUC
Pterocles gutturalis (yellow-throated sandgrouse) is the source of this 1035-nucleotide messenger RNA. It is a transcript of the gene PRKAB1, whose product is annotated as protein kinase, AMP-activated, beta 1 non-catalytic subunit. Bases 55 to 876 code for a protein of 273 amino acids. NCBI's taxonomy places the organism in Eukaryota, Metazoa, Chordata, Aves, Pterocliformes, Pteroclidae. Gene Ontology annotation, cellular component: nucleotide-activated protein kinase complex; nucleus; cytoplasm. The transcript has 8 exons. The record is from RefSeq and is a predicted model, not a curated record. Gene Ontology annotation, biological process: signal transduction. Gene Ontology annotation, molecular function: protein kinase binding.